Messenger RNA from Medioppia subpectinata, 879 nucleotides. Lineage: Eukaryota; Metazoa; Arthropoda; Arachnida; Sarcoptiformes; Oppiidae. The record is from the annotation of a GenBank genome assembly.
ACCGUAUCGUUCGGCGCGUCCAUACAUCACGAUCAGGUCCGGGAGGGCUCUAACGUGUCGUUCGUGUGUCACGUGACGGCCAAUCCUCCCGUCUCGGAGAUCGGCUGGAAGUACGACCAGAAGGCGCUCACGAAUAACGUCAACAACGUGUUCAUCGCCGACAACACAUUGAUAUUGAAUCAAGUGAUGAGACAGGACUCCGGCAAAUACAGGUGCGUCGCCGCCAACGCCGAGGGCGAGGGCGACAGCGAAGACAUACAACUCAAAGUGCUGUACGCGCCGGUGUGUCGGGCGGACCAGCGGACGAUAUACGGUGUGGCCAAACGUGAGCCAAUCAAAGUGCCUUGCGAUGUGGACGCCGACCCGCCACAAGUGACCUUCCGGUGGAGUUUUAACAAUAGUUUCGAAGUGAUUGCUGUGAAAAACUUUGUCACCUCAAAGACCCGGUCGAUCGCGACGUACGCCCCGCGGACUAAGUACGGCUACGGAGAGCUGUACUGUUGGGCGCGUAAUAAGAUUGGCGAACAAUCGGAGCCCUGUGUGUUCGCAGUGAUACCGGCCGGUCCGCCGCAACCGGUCCGCAACUGUCUGGUCGGCAAUCAAAGUACCGACGGUCUGAUCGCUAAGUGCGAGGCCGGCGAAGACGGCGGUCUCGAGCAGACAUUCUUCCUCGAGAUCUACGAGUCCGAGUCGGGCCAACUCCAGUCCAACUGGACGUCGGCGAAGGCGCCAGUGUUCGAGGUGUCGGGUCUGCCCAUUGCCACCAGUUUUGUGUUAGUGCUGUACGCGGCCAACGCUAAGGGCCGCUCCAAUUAUGUCACACUUACCGGUGCCUCAGCCAAGAGUCCCUUUAAGGACGAGUUCACGUUAGGCGCCCUC